This is a messenger RNA of Diprion similis, 1272 nucleotides long. Its product is annotated as pancreatic triacylglycerol lipase-like. The coding region runs from base 243 to 1220 and encodes 325 amino acids. Gene Ontology annotation, molecular function: lipase activity. The transcript is spliced from 7 exons. The record is from RefSeq and is a predicted model, not a curated record. Lineage: Eukaryota; Metazoa; Arthropoda; Insecta; Hymenoptera; Diprionidae.
AAAAAAAUUCACUUCCCGUUUUUCGCAACGUUCAAAUCAAUUUUUGUAAUCUCCUUUGCACCAGCGAUGCCUCGCAAAUAAAUAAAUUAUCAUCUGAAACAAAUUAAUAGCCGAACGAAAUCAAACGAUAAUUAUAAUCGGUUUAAUAUUUAAAUCGUAAAGACUCGCUACAAUUUUCAUCGGUAGAAGAAAAAUUAAUUUCCUGCAGUCUCGUGUAGUUUUAAACAGCUUUCACAAUCACAAUGGAGAUGUCGAAAAUUUUUAACGGAAGCAAAUCGAACGUCAUAUUCAUUUUUAUCCUACAAUUUCUCGCUCUUCGUUUCACCCCGGCCGCAAGCGCGACGGCACAAGAGCUGGACAGAAUAUCUCUACGUAUUUAUACGGGGGAUUCUUUUUACGACACAUAUCAUGACGUACCUAUUACACAACCAUCUAGCGCUAAAUCGGCAUUAGAUCCUAGAAGGCCAACCCUUUUAUACCUUCACGGAUUUCGCGAAGACCUCACAGGGGAAAGCGUCCGCGCUAUUGUUGAUGCUUAUCUCGACCGCGGUGGUCACAACGUGAUUGCGGUUGAUUUCGCUGAAAUAGCAAAUAAGACUUAUGUUCAGGCCGUCGAGAGUGCGGAAGCGGUCGGAAAGAGAUUGGCAAUAACUUUGCGCCAAUUAAUUUCGAUGUUGGAUCCGAGGCAACUUCACAUUGUGGGCUUUUCGCUGGGUGCUCAAAUGGCUGCAUACAUAAACAAAUACACAAUCAUAUUCAAAGUGCAUCGACUAACAGCUUUGGAUCCCAUCGGACCCUCAUAUUUCGCUGUUGCGAAGCGAAUCACGUCAGCCGACGCGAGAUUCGUCGACAUUAUUCACACCGACGCCUUCGUUUACGGCAGCGGCUACGCAUCAGGCGGUGCAGAUUUCUGGCCCAAUCAGGGCCUGCGGCUUCAGCCAGGAUGUCCAGCACAGUACGAAAAAGGCAGCGACAAAGAUUUUUGCAACCACCGAAGAUCGUGGCAAUACUUCGCGGAGUCGGUUAAAAAUCCAAGAGCAUUUAUGGCGGGAAAAGCCUCUUCCUGGGGGAGUUUUGUAACGCUGACGUACAGAAAACAGAAUCUUGUUCCUAUGGGAUUCGAUACGCCCUACGGGACGACCGGAUUAUUUUAUUUGAAAACAAAUGAACAGUCACCCUUUGGAAUGGAAGAAAAUGGCGUUCGGGUAGCCAAUGAAUAAAUUUCUGGAAUGGCGCAUUAGUAAAGUUUUCACACACUUGCACUAUUAUAAU